Molecule: messenger RNA, 1119 nt
Organism: Dictyostelium purpureum
Lineage: Eukaryota; Evosea; Eumycetozoa; Dictyosteliales; Dictyosteliaceae
Exons: 1
Coding region: 1-1119 (372 amino acids)
Molecular function (GO): protein binding
Source: RefSeq, a predicted model, not a curated record
AUGUCCGUUGAUCAAAAAGGUGACAUACCUUUCACAAAGAUUGUAAAUAACAAAACAGUCGAUGGUGGCCAAUGGGACGGUUCAAGCUACUAUAAUGAUAAAACAGAUAAAUUCUAUAUCUUUGGUGGAUUAAACGGUUCAUAUCCUGAAGAUGAGGCAAAUCCAACAUUUUCGGUAUUAGACUUAAAAACAUUAGUAUGGACAAACUUGUUGGGUAGUGAUACUCCAGCACCAAGAGCAGAAGCAAUGUUAUGGGGUGAUGAAAAUGGAAAGUAUGUUUAUUUAUCCGGGGGUCGUGGUCCAUUCAGACGUGGUAAAGAUUUAACAUUCAAUGAUACCUUUGCCUACAAUGUUAUGGAAAGUAAAUGGUACCAAAUUUACCAAACUCCUGAGCAACAACAAUUAGCCAAUAGAUCAACUGAAGCUAAAGUUGUAGGUAACAAAGCAUAUGCAUAUGCUGGAACUUCAUCAACAAUGUCAUCAUUCAUUAACAAACCAGGAGCUAUUCAAACAAACGUCAUUGUUUAUGAAGAUAUUAAAGGUUGGAAAAAUGUAACCGUUAACUGUGAUAAAUGCAAAGAUCAAUGUAUCCCAACUCCAAGAGGUCAUCAUCACUUAUGCUAUAAUAAAGAAAGAAACUCAUUAUUUACUUAUGGUGGUUAUACUAAAGACUCCAAUGGUACAUCUUCAUUCGCACCAACUAACUAUUUAGAAGAUUUAUGGGAAUUUAAUUUGGAAAAUUCAACUUGGACCCAGCAUAUGAACUCAACCAAUGUAACUCCAGGAUUACGUGAUAACGGCAAAUUCGUAUACUGUAACAAAGAUGUACUUUAUAUGAUUGGUGGAUCCGACUAUAAUAGCAAAAACUUUAUUGAUUUAUGGAAAUACCAAUUCAAAACAAAAUCAUGGGAAUUUGUUUCAGCCUCAGCAUUACUCGACGAAAAUAAUAAUGCAAUUAAACCACCAACACCAAUAGGUUCAUAUUAUUUCUCACGUAAUGAUGCUUAUGGAAAUCACGAAUUCUGGAUCUUUAGUGGUGCAUCAAGUGAAUUCCAACCAAGCAUAUUCGAAAAUAAAUUAUGGAGAUUAACAGUCACAAAAAAAAAUGAUCGUUUAUAA